Rhinocladiella mackenziei CBS 650.93 is the source of this 924-nucleotide messenger RNA. RefSeq lists its product as uncharacterized. Lineage: Eukaryota; Fungi; Ascomycota; Eurotiomycetes; Chaetothyriales; Herpotrichiellaceae. Gene Ontology annotation, molecular function: oxidoreductase activity. The record is from RefSeq and is a predicted model, not a curated record. Bases 1 to 924 code for a protein of 307 amino acids. The transcript has a single exon.
AUGCGCGCCGUCACCAUCUCCUCCUGGGGCGCCGCUCCCACAUUCACGUCCUCUCAUCCCGCCCCUACCGCCUCGGACCCCAAUCUCGUAACCCUCAGAGUCCUCGCCAGCGGCUUCCAUCAACUCGUCCGCGCCCAAGCAACCGGCACGCACUACAGCACCAAAACCAGCGUCAUGCCCUAUAUCCCCGGCGCGGAUGGGGUGGGCGUCACGCCGGAUGGCCAAACCGUCUACUUCAACAGCAUCGCCACGGGCGGCGCCUUCGCCGAAUCCAUUACGGUGCCCAAAACCAACAUCACCCCCAUCCCCCACGGCGCCGACCCCGUCCAAAUCGCCGGCCUGACCAACCCGGGCAUGAGUUCGUGGAUGGCCUUUAAAGCACGCGUCUCCAACCUCCCUCCCAAGUUCACCGUCGUCAUUACUGGCGUCACAGCUAUCUCUGGCAAAGUGGCCGUGCAUUUCGCCCGUGCCCUCGGCGCGGGUAAAAUCAUCGGUGUGGCGCGAAACGCCAAAGAAAUGGCCUCGAUCGAGGGCCUCAACCAAAGCAUCGUGCUCGCAGAUAACCCGGCGGAAACCGACUUUUCGAGCCUGGGCGACGUCGACUUGAUCCUCGACUACCUGUAUGGUCCUGCCGUCGUGUCCUUGCUGACGGCACUGAAAUCCAGUGUGCCGGUGCAGUUCGUGCAGAUCGGCGCCGUAGCCGGGAACGACAUCACAUUGCCUGGGGCGCUGUUGCGGUCCAAGGACAUCACAAUGCGCGGGGCGGGGCCUGGAGCUUGGUCCAUGCCGCAUUUCGCAAAGGAAUUGCCGGGUUUACUGGCGGCGGUGGCGACGUUGCCGAAUAUGGAUCUCAAGGUGCGAAAGUUGGAGGAUGUCGAGAGCGCAUGGGCGGCGAAGAGAGAGAGAACGGUUUUUGUUCCGUGA